This is a messenger RNA of Oncorhynchus gorbuscha (pink salmon), 2526 nucleotides long. RefSeq names its product palmitoyltransferase ZDHHC1-like. The record is from RefSeq and is a predicted model, not a curated record. Gene Ontology annotation, biological process: protein targeting to membrane; peptidyl-L-cysteine S-palmitoylation. NCBI's taxonomy places the organism in Eukaryota, Metazoa, Chordata, Actinopteri, Salmoniformes, Salmonidae. Gene Ontology annotation, molecular function: protein-cysteine S-palmitoyltransferase activity. Gene Ontology annotation, cellular component: Golgi apparatus; endoplasmic reticulum.
AAUGGCUGGCUGGCAUUCAUGCUGACUGAAGCAAGACAUGGGACCCUGCUGCUGGACUUUAGCUGAAUCCCCUGGAGGAAAGACAACGGCGGACCUGCCUUGUUGUGAUCCGACUCUUGAGAUGAUUUGGUUAAGAAGAACAGCCCUCAGCAGCAGCAGUCGACUCAACCCGCACUGAAAAGAAGGUGCCCCUCCCGUAUGGACGUGUGUAAACCCAACCCCAACCGUACGGCCCCAGUGAGUGAGGCUGGGCCCCGGCGGGACCUGCCUCUGUGCUCCAGGACCAACGGGUGGAGCUGGCCUCCACACCCCUUCCAGCUCCUGGCAUGGCUCCUCUACCUCUUCUUCGCUGUCACCGGGUUUGGAGUGUUUGUCCCCUUGCUUCCCUCCCAUUGGAUCCCUGCUGGCUACAUCUGCACGGGCAGCAUGUUUGUGUGUCACCUGUUCGUCCACCUGAUGGCGGUUUCCAUCGACCCCGCGGACUACAACGUCAGGGCCAAGAGCUACCACGGCCCCGUGCCCGUGUUCGACCGCACUAAACACGCCCACGUCAUCGAGAACUGCCACUGCUACCUCUGUGAAGUAGACGUGGGCCCCAAAUCCAAACACUGCAGUGCCUGUAACAAGUGUGUCGCUAGUUUUGACCAUCACUGCAGGUGGCUCAACAACUGUGUCGGGAGCCGGAAUUACUGGCUCUUCCUGAACAGUGUGAUCUCUGCUCUGCUGGGUAUAUGCCUGGUGGUGGUCAUCGCCAGUUACAUCUUCAUCGAGUUCUUCUUGGAUCCCUCAAAGCUGCGCACUGAUAAACACUUCCAAGUGAAGAAUGAGACGGUGGUGUGGUUUGUUUUCCUGCCUGUGGCUCCUGUCUCCACAGCAGGACCAGCCAUCCCUGCCCUGGCUGGCCUCACCAUCGCCCUGGGCCUGCUCUCUGGUCUGCUGCUGGGGCAUCUACUCUGCUUCCACUUCUACCUCAUGUGGAACCGUCUGAAUACCUAUGAGUACAUCGUCAGACAGAGGCAUCGCCAGGAGCCCAGAGACAUCAGUAAAGGAGUACAGGGGACCCAAGCAGCGCCUCCUAAAUCCACCCUCAUCAAGCAAGAUGUAAGCUACUCGGGGACUCUGGGCUAUACCAACCCUGAGAUGGAGGUGGAGGAUCCUACCACCAUGGCUGCAGCACGGGGGGGGCUAGAGUACUAUGGCAACGGCAGAGUUCAUAGUUCAUCCAGCAGGAUGGUUGAAGAGGAGCAGUUACCCACCGUCUCUACUGAGCACAGAGCUGCACCACGGAAACACAUCCAGAAGAGAAAGAAGAAAGUCCACAAAGUGCCAGCGGAGGUGAUCAACGACCGUUCCACUGAGACCAGCAGCAACAGAGACCCGGCCUUCAACACAACAGAACCUGUAGACUCCUGCCGUGUAACUCCAGUCCCCACGUCCGUGUCCCACCUGUCCAGCUCCCUGAGCCAGCACCUCUCCUUCCCCCUGCGGGCCUCCCAGCCCCCACUAUCUCCUACAUCCUGGUCUCAACCUGACCCCGUGCUGCCCGCCGGGCCCCCUGCUGAGUAUCACUCUGACUCUGCAGAGUCCCUGGAGGAGAUCCCCGUGGCGUUGGCACGACUGGGCACCUCCGCCGCGGCAGAAACGUCUACGGGUAGGACUGCAGCGUCUGGCGUCUUCUCAACGCUCUCUACUGCUGCCUGCAGCCCGACCCCAUCCUCGCCCCAGCCCCGGACCAAGAGGAAGUCCUCUGCACACAGCAGCAGGACAGGGGGAGGGGGGGAGCAGAGGUUUGAGAUGGCCGCCCAGCCUCCUACGGUCUACGUCAGUAGGAGUAGUGGACAGCCGGGGGGAGGAGCCCAGCACCGGGACAACAAACACAGCAGCAGACAGGCCAGUAGGAGAGGCCUGGAGCAGCCUGGUCCUGGGUCCAGCUCCAACCAUAGCUCCAGGGCAGGCACCCCAAUGGCGUAGACGAGCUCCCCCAGGAUGGACCACUGCAACCUGGGCCCCAGGAUGGACCACUGCACACUGGGCCCCAGGAUGGACCACUGCACCCUGGGCUGGAGGGCUGGCUAGCUGUCUGACUGACUAGCUCCCCCAGGAUGGACCACUGCACCCUGGGCUGGAGGGCUGGCUGGCUGGCUGUCUGACUGGUUGGCUGCCUGACUGGCUGACUAGCUGGCUGUAUAACUGGCUGGCUGGCUGACUGACUAGCUGGCUGUGUAACUGGCUGGCUGACUAGCUGGCUAGCUGGCUGGCUGGCUGGCUGGCUGAUUGUCUCUCUGACUGUUACAUUGUUACCUUGAUGACUAGGAUACACUGCUUUUGAUAGAGAGAAACAAUCCCUGGUGUAGCGUUGUGUCGAUACAACCUAUGAAACUAAAUAACUCAGCAGAACAGAAUGGACUGACUGUCUGACUGACUGACUGUCUGACUGACUGACUGACUGACUGACUGACUGACUAACUGACUGACUGACUGACUAACUGACUGACUGACUGUCUGUCUGACUAACUGACUGACUCU